GUCGUUUUGAUUGACUUUUGAUCCAACUCGCGUGUCUAGUCGUUGGUUCGAUCGCCAUGGCGCCCCAAGUGAUGAACACUCUGGGUUCCCCGGCCAUCGGACCAGUUGGCCUUGUGCGGAUGCCGCACAAAGGCGACAAGGUCCAGACCUGGAGCACUUCCACCCAGAAGUGGCUGGAAGGCACCGUAGAGGAUGUCCUCACUGAGAGCUUCUCCCCCGCGGGAGGCCUCGUGAUGCCAAAAGGUUCUUUGCGUGUCCGUGUCUCUGCGGGCUUGCGCUACGUGAAGCCCGAGAGCGUUUGCUCAUUGAAGCUGGCGCUACAUGUCAUGGUGGUGGCGCCAGGCGCAGGCACCGGGCUCAACAGCGAUGUCUACAAGGAGUUGGGUGAAGAUGAGCAGAUCAAGGUCGAGCUGUGCGGCUCGCGCGGAGCUGCGUACGAUCGCUACCCGCCCAGCUGGCAGAACGGCAAGGCGCCACCGAACCUGGAGACCUUCGCGCAGGAGUUGUUGGCAAAGCCCAUGGGUGAUGUACUCGUGCUGGGAUCGAGGGGAGGUCAAGUGGUGCUGCCACGGUUUUGGCAGAGGUUGGGGAACCAAGUGCCUCCUGCGGUGGUGAUCAACGGAGGCUGUGCGAUGAACCUGCCCGGCGUAAAGAUACCAUGGCCCCCACAAGCGGUGACCAUUAUGCUCAUGGGCGCGCAGGACUUCUUCAAAGGCCAGAAGUCCUCGGCCGAGUACCUCACAGCCUCAAAGGGCCAUGUUCCGGCCAACUCCCGGACAGCCAUUCUUUAUGUUCGACAGAUGCAGCACAUGCCCUCGAAGGCACUCCUCCAGAUGGUCCUGGGUCCACUGGUGAUGGCGGCGGCAAUGUGGAAAUACUCCAAGAACUGCCCGGAGGAUCAGUUGAACAGCCUGACCAGCCAGUUAGAGGAUGAAAGCUGGAGCGGAUCGCUACACAUUCUUCAAGGGACCAGCUGGAAGGAGAAGACCUUCGGCAGCUCAGAGGAGUCGCCGCGGAAGAAAAAGAGCAUCAAAGGCGAGAAGGAGGCAGAUGAGUCGCCGCGGAAGAAGUCAAAGACGGCUCAGGAGGAUGAGGAGAAGCCCACCUUCUUCGGCGAUCGGCCUGUGGAAGUGACACGGAGUGCAGAGCUGCGUGCAUUGCUGAAGGCAGCGGUGAAGGACGUGACCCCGUCGGGCGGCAGCGGCUUCCUGCGAGCGCGGACCACCAGCCAGGCAAUGCGGAAGAGCUUGACCGACUCCACCAAAGCCUCCGAAAGCUCAGUCGCGGCCAAAGAACUGCGGAAGUCGGCGAACCGGCAGGCGAAAAAAGCCUUGGAACUGGAGUCGCAGAUCAUUGAGAAAGAGAAGGAGCUGCACGACUUGCGGCAGCAGCUGUCCAAGGUGCGGGAGGAAGAACAACGCCUACUGAAUGUGGCCCAGGCCCAUGAGGCAGAGGCUAAGGAGGCCAAGGAGAAGGCCACGGAUCUUCCUCUCCAGUGCCCCGGUUCUCCAGUGCUGCGUGCAGAGGACAUGGAGAGCCCACGAGUUCAACCCUUGGGAGCUCGGAUUUUGGUCCGAGACGUCCUGCUGGAGGGUCACUGAGAAGUUGAGGAUCUCUCCCGUGUAUGUGGGCCUGGCCGUGCUUUAGAGAACAUAUGUGAGACGCAGCUUAGGCCCCAACUGUGACGGCCUUCAAUUCCCAAUAGGGGCCAAUCCCGAUGAGGCUCCGGUGCCACAACCUCCG
Durusdinium trenchii is the source of this 1743-nucleotide messenger RNA. The record is from the annotation of a GenBank genome assembly. Lineage: Eukaryota; Dinophyceae; Suessiales; Symbiodiniaceae.